Messenger RNA from Suillus paluster, 357 nucleotides. RefSeq lists its product as uncharacterized. The record is from RefSeq and is a predicted model, not a curated record. NCBI's taxonomy places the organism in Eukaryota, Fungi, Basidiomycota, Agaricomycetes, Boletales, Suillaceae. The coding region runs from base 1 to 357 and encodes 118 amino acids. The transcript is spliced from 3 exons.
AUGGACCGAUUCAGGCAAAACCCAAUGCGCUCUGUGAAUCUUGAGGAGUGGGACGAUCGUAACUACAGCCAUAUAUCAUUUCAAGAAUCCGCACCGGAUGCCAUCGAUGAGCCAUGGCCAUAUAGGUUUCAGCAUGGCGACUAUGUUUGGGUCCGCUCUAGAGGCUUGCGUUGGUAUCCGGGGCAGGUCCUUGGCCAGCCCAAAGCUGCUCGGACGAUCAAGGGUGACGGACUUUUUUGGCUUGUCGAUUACAGUAAUCAAGGUCAUCAAUUUCGCAGAUUUGUAGCACCUCUCGAUGGCGACUUGAAGCCUGAUACUCCUCAUACAAGGACAUUACUGAAGAAAGCAGGCUAUUGA